This is a messenger RNA of Jaminaea rosea, 1830 nucleotides long. RefSeq names its product P-loop containing nucleoside triphosphate hydrolase protein. Gene Ontology annotation, biological process: proteolysis; protein catabolic process. Bases 1 to 1830 code for a protein of 609 amino acids. The transcript is spliced from 2 exons. Gene Ontology annotation, molecular function: ATP hydrolysis activity; ATP binding. NCBI's taxonomy places the organism in Eukaryota, Fungi, Basidiomycota, Exobasidiomycetes, Microstromatales. The record is from RefSeq and is a predicted model, not a curated record. Gene Ontology annotation, cellular component: mitochondrial matrix.
AUGAUCGCAUCAAGAAGCUUGGCUGUAGCCAUGCGGUGCAGGCCAGCUUCAUCGCCAUCGAUCGUCCAUCGAUACGCCCACACGCGCACUCAGAAGGCUCCAGCUGCGCAGCGUCGUGCUGACAAUUGGCUGGACGACGUCGAGCCGCUUCGCAAGCCAGCGGCUGCACGCACCUCACUGGUGCCCUUUGGCCUUCCAGCACCGCGACAGCUCGUAGCUCACCUCGACGACCAUGUAAUUGGGCAAGAGCGUGCCAAGAAAUACCUCGCGGUCGCGCUCUUCAACCAUUACGUCCGGGUUCUGAGCAACGAGGAGAACGACCAAGCAGGUGACUUUGAAGCUGCCAGCGGCUACGUCGGUGAAGACGUCGAUGUCAUUGGCCGCAGGCUUAUUGCCGAGGCUCGACGCAUCUGCGAGCAAGAGGCAUCGGAGACGGGGAUCACCGUUGAGGAGUCAGAUGUCGUCAAGAUGGCGCAACGAGGCAUAGUCUACAUCGACGAGGUAGACAAGCUGGCAGCCAGGCGAGCAGGGAGUGGCGCCGGCGGCGGAGGCACUGCGGCUUCUGGAGGUGGAGGACGCGACAUCGGUGGCGAAGCAGUGCAGCAGGCGCUCCUACGUAUCCUCGAGGGCUGCAUCCUACAAGUCCAAGGUCCAGCCCCACGCCCGGGUUCCAGCUCCCUCAAAUCAUCGCCUCCGUCUAGCUCGCCCAGCAAGGGCAAGGGACGCAGCGCAGCGGAAGCAGGCGUGGCCGGCGGAUCAAGCUCAUCAUCUGAGUCAAGUAUCAACUCUCCGAUGAGCAGCGGCCAGCCAACAACGUACAAUCUCGACACCUCCUCCGUCCUCUUUGUCCUCUCCGGCGCCUUUGUCGGUAUCGAAGACCUUAUCCGACAGCGUCUCGGUAGCAGCGUCGACGCAAGCACGUCGACGUCGACACUCUUGUCGCGUCACCUCGCCGAGGCCGACCUCCUCUCGUACGGCCUCAUCCCCGAAUUUUUGGGUCGCGUCCCUUCCAUCUGCCCUCUGCUCCCCCUCAGUGAAGACGAGAUGGUACGCAUCCUCAUCGAGCCAAGAAACAGCUUGGUCGAGCAGUACCGGUGCCUGUUGGCGCUGAGUGGCGUCGAGCUCAAGGUCACCAAGAAGGGGCUGAGAGAAAUUGCAAAGACGGCCAUGCAUGGGGAGCAGCGCGAGGAGACUGCGACGGGCAAUGUGGACGCAAGCGCCGCUAGCGUAGGUUCUGCGUCCACGACCACGGCUACUGGUGCUCGUGGGCUGCGCGGCAUUCUCGAGUCGCUGCUACUGGAAGUCAUGUUCCUCUCACCAGGCGGCUCAAUACGCUUCGCACUCAUCGACGCAGAUGCGGCCAGUGGGAAGGGAGACGUCAAGGUGUGGAGCAGGGGUGGGCGUGGUGCUUGGCUCAAUGCAUGGGCAGAAGAGGAGGAGGAGGACUCGGCCGGCAGGCUCAGCGGUAGCUCAGUGGCACAGGGCAAGGGGGCAAAAAGGGAGCAAGUACAACGGUCACGGGAUGCCAAGACCUCUUCACGGCCAUCGUCAGCAUCGACAGUAUCUGCUACGCCAACAACAUCGCGCGCAUCACCGCCCUAUCGCUACGAGCGAUACAUCGAUCCCACAUCGCAGAGUCUCAUUGAUGCGGCGGAGAGCGGGGGAAACGAGGGCAGCGCCCCUUCGAGCUCCAACAGCAGCGUCGCUGAUCGACCGUCGCGACCUCGGUUGACAGCGGCGCAGAUUGACGUAGUCGCACGGCGCAAAAGCCGAGCAAGGCUCAACAGACCGAGUAGAGUGGGCAAUGUUCGCGUAUCGUUGGUCGACUAA